GCUAAUCUAUCUCCAACACACCCUCCCUCCUCUCCCGCCCUAUCCUCGACACACACACAGUGUUUUUCCAUUACGUCAGAAAUGUUGCUGGUGGAAGUUUCGUUCCUGCUUCUCCUCUGUCUCUCUGCAGCUGCAGAUCAGCAGGGGACAACAGUGAAGCCUGGAGACGAUGCAACUCUUCAGUGUCACUGUCCCAGCGAUGCUGCCAUCACUCUGUUAGAGUGGACCAGACAGGAACAGAAGUCAGAUGAUUACGUGUUCUUCUGCCGGAACAACCGGUUGAUUGAAGAUUACCAGCAUCAGUCUUUUCGAGGUCGAGUGGAGCUGAGAGAUCCAGAGAUGAAGGACGGAGACGUGUCUGUGACUUUGAAGAACGUCACCGUCAAUGAUGCUGGAACGUACAAGUGUCAAAUUAUCAGCAUAACAGAGAAUGGCAAAGUAACUAAGUUCAGCGACCUCGUCAGCCUGAAUGUCACAGACUCAGCUCAUUCAGCUCCACGCAAGAUGGCUGAAGGAAACAAGGAUGAAGGAGACAAGGAUGAAGGAGACAAUGGUGGAGGAAACGAGGAUGGGAGAAAGAUUCAGGAACUUGUAAUUGCGCCUUUUCUGACAGUUGCUGUCCUGUUACUUAUUUUUAUUGCUGUCGUCUUUAUAAGAUAUAAGAUGAGAACAAACAAAGACAAAAAAGAGAAGGACGCUGGACUUCAUGAGCCAAUGUGUUGAUCAGCGGAAAUAUUCAGCAGUUUGAUCACAAGUGUGGGGGGCCGAACAUCCCCUCUGUCCGUGCUUUUACUCUGGAGGAGGAGGUUCACAGGAAAUACCAAAAGUUCCUCCUGGAUCAGGCCCGGUCUUUACAGGCCGAUAAAAUCUAAAUAAAUUUUACUGAUCAACACAAAGUGAAACACUUUCCUGUUUCUGAGUUCCAGUCAAAUUCUUAGACACUUUAAACAAAUGAAUAACACUAAAAAUAGGAUAGGAUUUUAGCAUCAGAAAUAUUUCAUGUCCUAUGUCUUCGUUAUGUUGAAAAUGUGUUAAUGUGAACGCGGCAGGAAGCUGAACGUCUGUUAGGAUGCUGCAACAAGUGAAGUGCAUCUUUAACUAAAACACAACACUGACAUUUUGCAAGUUGUAAAUACUAAAAAUGAAUAAAAUUAACGUUGAUUUAAACGUCAGCAGCAGAACAUGUGAUCAUAUCAGGAAUAAAGGAGUCAAACAGAAAGUGAAAUGUUAUUUUGAAUGUUAUAUGAACAUGAAUGUACUUUUCUGUUAUCAGCAUUUGAUUCAGUUUUACAUGUUUUUUAUAAAAACCUUUUUAAAGAUUGUCUGUCAGUGGAACUCAUUCCUCCACAAAGAACCAGAAGUCUCUUAAAGCCUGCAGAGAUUCCGUCAUGAUUUGCAAACUGUUGAUUCUUUACUGAAUCUACAUGAUCUCAGUGACACAUCAGUUAUAGUUACAGGUUUUUUAUGAUUUGUUAUCGUCACAGUGGCUGAAAAAAGUACUGCCUCAGUCAGUACUUUCCUUUGAAUCAAAGUCUUUGACAUAUUAUUGUACUGCAUUCUCUGAUUAAACCUAAUUCCAGUUUUAA
Platichthys flesus (European flounder) is the source of this 1586-nucleotide messenger RNA. Its product is annotated as programmed cell death 1 ligand 1-like. The transcript is spliced from 3 exons. Bases 82 to 723 code for a protein of 213 amino acids. The record is from RefSeq and is a predicted model, not a curated record. NCBI's taxonomy places the organism in Eukaryota, Metazoa, Chordata, Actinopteri, Pleuronectiformes, Pleuronectidae.